Messenger RNA from Biomphalaria glabrata, 5691 nucleotides. RefSeq names its product inositol-trisphosphate 3-kinase homolog. Gene Ontology annotation, molecular function: inositol tetrakisphosphate kinase activity; inositol-1,4,5-trisphosphate 3-kinase activity. Gene Ontology annotation, biological process: inositol phosphate biosynthetic process. The transcript has 12 exons. The record is from RefSeq and is a predicted model, not a curated record. Bases 927 to 2741 code for a protein of 604 amino acids. Lineage: Eukaryota; Metazoa; Mollusca; Gastropoda; Planorbidae. Gene Ontology annotation, cellular component: nucleus; cytoplasm.
ACGUCGCCGCAUUUGUCGUUCUUGACAUUUUCUACUAUUUUUGUUUUGUCUAACAUGUGUGUAGACGACUUCUAUCUGUUACCUUCAAAUAGUGUUCAGCUGUGUUACUAUGGCAACUAGAUAUAUGAAUGGAGCCCUAAUCUACAUAUACUCUCGGCUAUGCAUCUUCAAAUAGCUGGACAUUUGAUCGCCUCCUGACCGGGCACGUCAGUUGUCCUAGUCCGCCCCUGACGUCGUCUCAAGCAGUGGAGCUUCCUCCUCCCCAAGCCGUGGAGUCUUCUGGAUGGACGCUAGGUGGCGUCUUCUAUUCUUUGGUUGCCUGCUCAAAAAAGUUGGAAGAGGAAAAUUACGAAACACCAUUUUAAUCCCAACGAAUGUGCAUUGUGUUUUUGAAUUAGGCGAUUAAAAUCUACAGCUUAUAAAGAGAGGGAUCAUUGUUUACAAUUAGAUCGACAACUUAUAGAGGGAGUAAUCAUUGUUUUUUUAAAAAAAGAGUGCCUUUGUAUCUUCUAACCCCAAAACAAUACUUGCAAAUCUGUUGGGACCAACAGUUGGAUCUUAUUUCUUGCUUUUUUGACCUAAAAGUGGGCUAGUUUUAAUUAAGUGUACAAAAGUAAGUGUAUAUAUAUAUAUAUAUAUUCUUCUGGAUUUAAAUGUGCAUGGUUCUGUGUUGAAACAUAAGAAAAUACCUAUGAAUUUGUAUCUAGGUUUGGGAUUGAGGGAUUAUGGUUUUCGACUAUGUGAAUAAAUUUUGAUUUUAAUGUGAAAUUUGAAGCGCACCAAAUUUGUAGUGCACUAAACAACGUUUAGUCUUUUUUAUUUAAAUACCGUCUUCAUAUUAUAAAAAGAAGACGUUUCUCAAGACGCUACUUAUGUCAUUUUUCGGUUUCUGAAAGAAAUAAUGCUGUCUCGACUGGCCGCGUCAGAUGCUUGACUAUCUGCUCGUUUCCCCACAACGCCACGCUCAGACUGCCCGCGGCCUUUGGCCUCCUCGCGCCGCCCCUGAAGAGGCGACACCUAUGCUCGCUGAGUGGCGACGCCCUCUUCUUGACCCCAGACGAGAGACAAACCUAGUCGUCGAGAGCUACCACCUCUACCUUCAGCUCCGCCUCUGCGACUCGAUGGGUUGCCAACAAAGCCACGCCGAGGGCGCCGAGGAGGACUCGGUGGAGUCGCUGCGCUACAGCCGGCGCUCCACGAAGAUCAAGCGGAGCAAACGCAAAAAACUCAGCAAGACCAAAAGCGGGGGCUCCGAGGUCGACCACGCCCCGGAGGAGAACGGCGGCGACGUGGUCCCCCACGAGGACACGCCCCCCGAGCCAAGCAAAAAGGCGAAAGACAAAAACGCCAAGAGGAAGAAGACGAAGAACGGCGAGAGGAAUCAAAUCUUCAGCAGUUCACAGCAGUCCAUUAAAAACGUGUUGACUUUGUCGGUGGACACCCCAGAAGCCGCGGAGAUUGAAGCAAAGCAGGGUAAGUUUGGGUCCAAGCACGUGUUUCCUAUUUGGGAGUCGCACUACAAUGAAACCUGCAAAUGUGACAAUGCCGCGGAGGCGAACGGCACCGGCCCAGAGGACGACUCCCGCAAGCCGAGGAUGUCGUCGGACCAGCUGUGCAAGCGGUGCUCCCAGCUGCUCUUGCACAACAAGAAGGGGGUGUCCAACAACAACAUCAGCGGCGGAGCCACCGACCCCCCUGCCAGGAACGUGGCGGUGGAGACGCCGGGCACUGCCGGGGCAGGCCAGCCGGCACCUGCGGACCCCAGCAGCCUGACCAGCGACCCGUUCCAGAGCAUGACACAGCAAACGCAGAUAGCGGCCAUCGCCAACCUUCUUGUACUGGCAGCCUUAGAUCUUUCAGUCCCAGCAAGCAACUUACUGGUCAAGAACAGAAAGAAUGCCUGGAUACAGUUGGCUGGACAUCCAGGUUCCUUUGCCCCAGCGGGUCCCAAGACUAUAUGGAAGAAACGUCUGGUGAAAGAAAACUAUGAAACUCUAGCCUAUCAAGCUUUGUGUGAAUACCAGCAGUCUAAAAAUAUUAUGCCAACAUUCCAUCGAGAGGUGGAGUUUAAUGGAGAAUAUUUUAUUGAAAUAGAAGAUUUGCUACAUCACUUCAAUGACCCAAGUAUUAUGGACAUCAAAAUGGGCACCAGAACAUUUCUGGAGGUGGAAGUGAAGAACCCAGUACUGAGGAAAGAUUUAUAUGAGAAGAUGGUGAAAGUGGACCCCAACGCCCCUACAGCAGAGGAGAGAGCCCAGGAAGCUAUAACAAAGUUACGCUAUAUGCAGUUCAGAGAACAUGAAAGCUCUACAGCAAGUUUAGGUUUCAGAAUAGAAGCCAUCAGGAUGAGUGGAGAGCCUCCGAACACAAAUUUGAAAAAAGUCAGAACAAAAGAAGAGGUAUCAUAUUUCAUUGAGACAUUUGUCAAAGGACAUGAAGUGGUCAUCCCUUCACUGCAUCAGCGGCUGUGUGAUAUCAGAGACAAAUUCGAAUCCAUUCCAUUCUUUCAGUCACAUGAGAUCAUAGGAAGCAGUUUACUGAUCAUGUUUGACAGCAGCAACCAUGCUGGUGUCUGGAUGAUUGACUUUGCUAAAACAAUUCCAGUGGAGAACACCUUGACUCACAGGGAACCAUGGGAACAGGGUAAUCAUGAAGAUGGCUAUCUGACAGGACUGGAUAACUUGGUUGAGAUAUUUGGUGAGCUGUCACAAAAACAACAGCAACAAGGGGAGGCAAGUUGAUCUCUGAAACCAAAAUUUACCAACCACUCAGUUUUAGCUCCCCUUUUGUUAGUCCAGCUUCGUGUGAGACAGACAAUGCAAGCUUGUCAACUAGACAGAAUUGUUUUGUAUUAGAUUUGUUUUGAUCUAUUUUUUUUUUUUAAAUUAUAAUUCCAUUUGUUAACAAUGUCAUUAUAUGCUCUGUUUAUUUUUAUAUUGGCAACACCUCAUAGAAAACGCCUCAUUUGACAGCACAUGACAUUUGACAGCCAUUUAACCUCACAGCUACAUAGUGAGACCAAUAAUUUCCGAACAGGAAAAUAUAAUACCAGUCCCAAUUUUUUUGGAUAUAUGUGACUAAAAUUUUAUUUUUUUAAAUUAUUUUAAGACUUAAAAAAACAUAUGUGUUAAUCUUUUUCUUGAUAAUUUCAUUCGUUUCUGACUUAAAGUGGACAACCUAAGUGAUCAGCAUUAAAAGAAGAAUUUUACUUCAAAUUGGUGCCAAAUUAGUGUGUUUUCAUAAGGCCUUAAAGAACUCAAUCAAAAUCUGUUGUCUGAUCAAAUUAUAGAAGUCAUUUGCUUAUUAAGAUGUUUAAUGUCAAAAGAUGUAAAAGUGAUUUAAGAACUCGUGUCAAUUUUUGUUUUCUUUUUCUGAAGAUGGUGGCAAGCAUUGAUUAUAAUUUUUUAACAGAGUCUAGUGCCAAAUAGAAAUGUGCUUAGUUCUUUUUAUAAUAAUCUGAUAAAAGUCAUAUUAUAUUAUAGUUUCUUAAAUUUGAAUAUAAAAUGGAGCGAUCAAAGUACAAUUAUGUUUUUAUAAACAGAAAGUUUUAUUAUCUACAACCAGGGUGUUAUGUAGAUUGAUUUUUAAUUAGUUAUUUGGAAAUAUUGCUUUUACUUGUUAUGUAUGUUCUGGCUACCAACGUAUUAGUCUGCUUUCAGAAAUUAUAUUUUCUAUAUAAAAACCAAUUUUAAAUGAGCAUGCUACAAGAGAUAUGGUUAUCCAGAAUUAAUUAUUUAUGCUUUAGAUUAACCAGCUGUGCCAAUGUGAAAAUUGUUUCAAUGUGCCUUUAUUUGGCACAUAACUUUCCUCUCUCCCUGGCCACUUCGCUGGUGGCUUGGCUUGGUGGAGUUUCAUUUACUGUUUGACAGGAUUCAUUAUGAAAACUUACUACUCGUGGUUGUGUUGGCAUGGGGCUUGAAGGCAUGAUGAAACUUGAGUUUUGCAGUCUAAUUAUGGUUACCAGGCUGGUGUCUGGUUACUAUUAAGCUACCACUCAAGUGGAUGUAUUGUACACUUUGUGUUGAAUUUAAAAUGUGUGACUUCUGUUCGUGAAGUUAGUGUGUACAUUGUGGGUUAUGUCCCUUGUAUCUUACAUCCUGGGCAGUAUUUUUGUAGUUUUUUGUUUUUAAAUAGUAGGUGACGCUAGUGAGCGGCUAGUGAAAAUAAGGUCAUAAUUUUUUUUCUUGCUUUUUAGUCCUUUAAGGUUAGGGCUCAUAUCUUUGUUGUAUCAAAGGAAGUAGUUCACACUGGUGGCCAUGAUCUAACUUUAGGUAUCCUCUACUUGGUCAAAAGGACUGAUGAAAUUCAUAUGGUAAUUGAUGUUAAAAUAUAUACUGGUAUUUAUAUAUCGAAUAUUUAAUUUAUUCUGAAAUUUAUGUUGGUACAAUAUACAGACUGCACCAAGUGUGUCUUGUCCAAAUCAGUGAUUCUCUCAACAGUUCUGGGUAUUUUCUGGCACAAAAAAAAAUAAUUGUAUCUUUAGUUAACUUUAAAAGUGAAAAUGUGAAUUUCUUCUGGGUUGGUUUUUUUUUACUUUGCUGGCCUCACCUCAGGAAAAAUACAUGAGCUUAAUCCUAAUUGUGUAGAGGUGACAGAAUAAUUAUUUGUUUCUUCAUUAAAAAAUUAAGCUAGCUUCAAGUUUUUUCCAAAAGGUCCAUUGCUAGAUCAUAAUUGCAACAUUUUGUUGACUGUUUGAUUUUAAAUUUAAGUGUUCCUCUGAGACAUGACGAUUUUUUUUAUUUUUCAUGUAACCAAAGCUGGAGAAAAGAAAACAUUUUUUUUUACCAAUUUUUUAACUUGUUGCCUUUUACAGUGUGGUUGUAUAUAUUAGUUGCCGCAGAAAAUUGUAUUAUCCAUGUUGACAAAAGUAUCUGUGCUGCCAUCUCAUUAUCACUGUUAGGGUCCAUGUUGAAACUUAAAGGGAAGACUACUUAUUUAUUAGGCAUCACAGCACUAACUACUCCAUGUACAGAGUUACAUAACCUUUUUAAUGUUCACCACUAAAAGCUUGGAAUGUCCCAGUGCCAAGCAAGUCUCUGGGAGAGCAAUUCAGAAUCUGACAUGUAUUUUGCUUUUAUUAAUUGUAAUACCUUUAACAGGGUAGUUUAUCAUUCAGAUAUGUCACUGACCAAAUACUUCUUUGUUCUCCACAUCCACAUAACAAUGUCAUGAAUACCUUUGGUUAGUUUUAGUCAAUAGGAAGAAAUCAAACUGAACUCAUUGUACCGGUACUGCAGAUGUUGAUGUGAUCCCAACACAUCAUUGUACUGCGGAUGUUGAUGUGAUCCUAACACAUCAUUGUACUGCGGAUGUUGAUGUGAUCCUAACACAUCAUUGUACUGCGGAUGUUGAUGUGAUCCUGACACAUCAUUGUAUUGCGGAUGUUGAUGUGAUCCCAACACAUCAAUGUACUGCAGAUGUUAAUGUAAUCUUAACACAUAUUAUUCUUGAACACACAAUUUUUCUGUUUUUGCAAUGCACCGCUAAUUACUGUGUCUAAACUUAGUGUUGACAUACUGAGUAGUGUUUUAUUUCAGCCAUUUUAAUUGCCUGAAUGUCUUCUGAUAGAGAGAACGGAGCUUUGAUCUUUGGCCAGUACACUUGUCGCUAGAGAUUCAAAUAUUUUCAAAUGUUUUCAUGUUUGUUUCUUUUUCACAAUUUCUUGGUUUCAUUAAACAUGAAGAAAAGAUU